AUGGAGUCUUUGAUGCAGCGGAUCAACGAACAUAUCCGAGUAGAGGACGAUGCUGCCACCGCAACCGAGAGGGCAAAUCCGGUCAUAAUAGACAAAAGAGUGGCGGGAAAGGUUCACUCGGUAGGGCAGGAGGACAACCGCCUGAAUGACCAGUCAAAGGAUCAACAUCGUGGCUCAAACCGCGACAAUAGGAACAAGGGUCACAGAAAUGAUCGAGCUAACACUCCUCGUGAUGAAGAGGAGGAUGCCAAUAGAAAGUUGAAGGCGCGAACCAGUAUCACCACGGUCUUUAAAAUCCUUAUUUGCCGCAUCCUGAGUGAAAUCCGAGGUGAACCUUACAUUCGAUGGCCGGCCAAGUUGGGAAACACGCAGAGAGGCUUCAACUCGAGGUAUCGCUGCACCUUUCAUGAAGGACGAGCGCAACGAACGCAGGACUGUGUCUUGCACAAACAACAUUUGGAGGAGUUGGUGGCGGCAGGGCAUCUGGACCAGUACGUAGACAGCGGUAUGAGAGCCACUCCUCAGGAACAAGCCAAGCCAAACGGCCUCAGCGCCUUGGAUGCAGUGCCGCAGAGCGUAACCAAUGGCAUCCAUGACAUCAUUGAGCUGGCAAGGGUCUACGAGCUAAGAGGGAUGAUCAAGAAAGCCGAGCACAUGAGGAAGGUGCUCUCCGUUCAGCUCGCCGUGAAGCAAGGAAAGAUCGAGGAAAAUGAUGUCCUGGCCUUUUCAGGCAAAGACUUAGAGAGAAUUAAAACGCCUCAUAAUGACACCUUAAUAGUGACCUUCUGUGUCAAAGACUUCGACAUCAAAAGAAUUCUGGUUGACCAGGGGAGUUCGGUCGAGAUCAUGUAUUAUGACGCCUUCAAACAGAUGACGUUGGAGGACAAGGACUUGGCCCCCAUAACAUCUCCAUUCAUUGGCUUCAACUCUCAACUAGAGUGGCCGAUCGGAAAGACCAUGUUGCCAGUCAAAGCGGGAUCAGUCACGAAGCAAGUGGAAUUUUGGGUGCUUAAGGUCCCAUCAACCUACAACUUAAUUUUGGGUAGGGGCUGGUUGCAUGCCAUGCAAGCAGUAGCGUCGACCUACCAUUAG
Molecule: messenger RNA, 1092 nt
Organism: Camellia sinensis
Lineage: Eukaryota; Viridiplantae; Streptophyta; Magnoliopsida; Ericales; Theaceae
Source: RefSeq, a predicted model, not a curated record